Bacillus rossius redtenbacheri is the source of this 5182-nucleotide messenger RNA. RefSeq names its product gem-associated protein 2 (gene Gem2). Bases 109 to 837 code for a protein of 242 amino acids. Gene Ontology annotation, cellular component: SMN complex; spliceosomal complex; nucleus. The record is from RefSeq and is a predicted model, not a curated record. Gene Ontology annotation, biological process: spliceosomal snRNP assembly; spliceosomal complex assembly. The transcript has 6 exons. NCBI's taxonomy places the organism in Eukaryota, Metazoa, Arthropoda, Insecta, Phasmatodea, Bacillidae.
AAUCUGUACUCUUUGUACUUUGGUUAUAAGUUUGUGCGUUGUUUAUUUAUAUGCUUAGUGGGUUUCAAAUUAAUUUUUGAACAAGUUACGAUUUUAGAUUUUAAUAGCAUGGAUGAAUUUAUGGCACCAGCUUUUUUUGUGGUUGAUGAUGACAGCAAUCACAACUUAAACACGUUACCUGCAGAUGGUCCUAGCUACUUGUUGAAAGUUAGGCGUGAAACUGCUGCACUUCCUGAUAUAGUUGUAGCGGAUGUACACAGGCUGCCUGUGAAAAAAAAUUCUACAAGGCAUAUUAUACCAGAGGAGAAGGCAGAUGAUAAUACUCAUGUGCCAGAUAUUCUGAAACUGACUUAUGAAGAUCAAAUGGAGCAUGUGGAAAUCUUCAGUGAGAUGCGUGAAAAAGUGGCUUGGGCCAAAAUCAAGCAUCCACAGCCCGACCCCCCUCAGCAGUUGGAUACGGAAGAAGAGCAUCCAGUACUCUGUUUUGGCGAGAAUGCAGACGUGGAUGGAUUGCGGGAGGGUGCCCUUCCGUUACUGAGCACACUCAUGUCCAUGACACAGGUUCAGAUCCUGCAGGCCCUGGAUGACCUCAUAGAUUACCUGGAAUGCUCUCCUAUGUUGUCCUAUCAAAGAGGAGCAUGGUUGUACGCACUCCUGGUGUUCACAGAAAUACCGCUCACUCCGGAGACCUGCAGCUCACUUCGCACUCUGGCCAGGACUUGUGCCAAGAUCCGUGACACUUUGGAGAGUGUAUUUGAUCCUCAACUGCCGGCAGUGAACCUUUUUAUUUGCUUGGUGUCUCAAUAUUUUGGACAGAAAGAUCUUGCAGACAUGUGAUGGUGAUACAUCUCAUUCCUGGCUAAAACAUUUGUUGUAAGACUAAGUGUUACAUGCUCUACCUAUAAUUAAAAUUUGUAACUUAUAUUGUAAAUGGAUAGGCUAUAUUAUUUAAGUUUGUUUUGUCGUUUAUAUAAUGUGUAGCUAUUUGUAGGUACUUGCGAUUUCAGGUGUUUCGUGUUGUCAAGUUCAAGCAAGUAUUUUGUCACAAUCGAGACCUCCGGCUAUCUCUCAAUUGGUCUGAAUUGUACCUACGUAAAAAUACUUGAAGAAAUUUGUUGGGCGCAGUCACUCACACUCGUACUCUUGCAGAUAGAUGCCCAAGUGACGACUAAUGACGAGGCUAUGCAGCUGUAUCCACCACGCAGGGAAGAGGCAGGUGCAUGACCUCACCGACUAAUCACAACACAGACCUCACCGUCUAAUCACAACACAGACCUCACCGACUAAUCACAACACAGACCUCACCGACUAAUCACAACAGAGACCUCACUGACUAAUCAUAACACAGACCUCACGAGGACACGAAAGUACACAAAUAUCUUAACCCUCCCAGUGAGGCUUUUCCUGCAAAAAAAAUAAACCAUGAAAAAUCAGUAUUUUCUAAUUGGCUGAUGCAACAACGUGAUAACAAUCUCGUCCCCCACGAGAGAGAACAUUUGAAGUUUUUACCAUCAUUGGAAUUACAUACAGAACAAGCCAGAAUUAUUUCAGCACAAAAAAAUAAGUUAAAAAAAUUUUUGCUGCAGCGUUGCACAGGUGUCUCUUGUCCUUCCUUUUACCAAUACAGUACAUAAUGUUCUAGAAACACUUCAAACAUAUCCAAAUGUAAAUUCAGGUAUAAAUACCGUAAGUAAAUAAAAUACUGAAAAAAUGCACAUACACAAACAUUAACGUGGGAAACAAAGUGCGAACCAGUUAAAAUAUAGUUAAAUGGCUUUUGUGAAUAAAAUAGUUAAAUAUCACUAUCACUUACAAGAAUAUUAACAAUGAUAAGAUAUCAGUAUUUAAAAAUAGGUCACUGUUACCUUGGACCAUUUAAUCGGCUGAUAUGCUUACUGGAAAAUAUCGUGGCAUAAGAAUACUUUGCAUAUCUGGGGAGCGAAGGUCCUGCAAUGCUACAUACAUUCUCCCCCCACCCCUUCAACUUUUCCAUUAAAUUAACAUAAUAUUAAAUUGAAAAGUUAUAAAAGAAAGUGAAGUAGAAAAACUUUACUUAAAAAAUGCAAAAUACUUGUUAAGAAUAUAAAUGUACCCAGUAUUACACUCAAGCAAUCUUUGCAUGUGUAACUUCUAACUUGUACUUCUGGCCACUCAGGGAAAAUAAUCCAAAACAUACUGUCGUUUUUCACUUCCAAAUUUUGAAUUUUCAUGAGCCCCAUAGACUCAAACAUCAAUUCCUGUUUUCUAAUUUUAACUCUAACAAAUGAUUAGUUCACCUUUUUAUCCAACUGUAUCAGCACACAAUAAUAUCUUCAUUUCAUAAAUGCAUAAUUAACUCAUUUCAACAUUGACCUCCUCAUUAGCUCCAAACUGCACCUCUGUAGUCAACAAAGAACAUUAAAACCUCUUUAAACAGUUCAACGUCAACUUCAAUAACUUCAACAUAAUGAAGGGGGGAACAGCCAAGGAGAAGGAAAUACAAACACCCUUGCUAAAAAAAAAUAUGGCCACACUGCCGGAAACACAUUUAAAAUUACCCUUCUUGCCUCUCAACUGCUGGACCAAAACUACGACAACCACUAAAACUUUUGCUCCCCGUAAUAUUCAAUUUUUCACCCACAACUUGGCCAAUCUCUCCACACUUCGACUGUGCACUUACAAAACUUCAGUAACACCUGUGCUCCCUUCAGUAUCUGACACAGCUACUGGUCAAAAUCUCCAUAAAUCUUUUGCUGUAAUCCCAAAAAAAUAACUCGCUCUCUUUGACUUCUGUGGCAUACAAACUUUAUAAACUUUAACCUGUUUUACAAAACCUGUAAUUCUUCCUUCUAUUCAAUCUCAACCCUUGUGACUUUCACAUAAACACAAUUUGAAAUACAUUGCACAAUACCAAUGAUCCAUGGGUCAUGACUUCUUAAACUCUUUUCAAACUUGGCGCAUUUACAUUUAAGUAUCUUGGUAACAUUAUCUUCACUUAGAAACUUUUUAUAUUGGUACCUAUCCUUAUAAAUAAUUUCAUUACUGUUAUUAUACUUAAUUUUCUCCAUGCUUCUCUCUUAACAUGGUAACCACUUAAUGACCAAAAUAAACAAUUUAAUUCUAAUUCAAAGUAAUAUCAAAAUUUAACCUAAAACACCUGUUACAUCAUUUCUGUUUACCUUUUAUAAAAAAAAAAUAAGUCUCGUACAACACAGCGACUCGGUCUUUUCCACUAUGACGUGAGCAGACACAACAGCUGUUUACAACAUGUUCAAAAUCUGCAAAUUUCAUUUUUCUUUUCCUUUUGCCACAGUCCCUGUGUAAACUCUUUACUCUAGUUCUGUGCCUCUGACUUCUGUCCAGCUUUCCAAGUACGCUGACACACAACUAACUCUGUCUCAGUAGCCUCUGCACUAACAGUAUACCAUUUGUAUUACAAUUUUUAUCAUAUUUCCUUGUGUGAUUUUUGAAGUGAAACUUCUAAUGCGACUUCCAACAAGGUUGCGUUAAACGUUUAACGCUACCAUGGAGGGGGUAUGAAAGCACGGUUGCGUUAAACGUUCAACGCUCCUGGGGAGGGGGAAUAGAAAGAGACAGAGCGAGAGUGAAUGCGUGGCACUGGAACGCAUGCGCGUAGUAUACCUGUUACAGGCCAGCGCGAGCGUUAGCAGUGAGUAGCGUCCAAUAUUCCAAGCACAUGCGCGUGGUAUUCUUGCUAUGCAGCGAAGUAAACAGUGUGAGCGUCGUGAAAUUAGCUGAAAUACGUACUUGUUCUAUUUUAUUGUUCUAUUUUAAUUUAUAAUAUUCAUUAUUUCAUUUACCUCUUUUUUUUUUUUAUUUCAUUUGAUUUGAUACAAUACAAUAUGUUUUCAUUAAAAAUCAAUUUAUACCUCUUCCUAUUUUCAUUUCCACAUUACGAAGUUUCACUUCUUCCGCGCGGAGGGACUCCACGCACUAUUUUUUUUUUUUAAUAUUAUGCAGAUGUAAAUGUAAACAAAUGAAAAAAACUCCAGACUAAUUGGUUUCAUUUUAGGAAAGUCCUUUUAAUCACUCUGCUUAGAUUUGAUACAAUACAAUAUGUUUUCAUUAAAAAUCAAUUUAUACCUCUUCCUAUUUUCAUUUCCACAUUACGAAGUUUCACUUCUUCCGCGCGGAGGGACUCCACGCACUAUUUUUUUUUUUUAAUAUUAUGCAGAUGUAAAUGUAAACAAAUGAAAAAAACUCCAGACUAAUUGGUUUCAUUUUAGGAAAGUCCUUUUAAUCACUCUGCUUAAAAAUAUUUUUAUAAACAUUUUCCACAUCCAGUGCUAAAUUCAUUAAAAAUGUGAUUUGAUCAUCAAAUGUUGUGAACAAGCUAUAUAUAACUUGAUGUAAGUUUUUGGACAUACGCCAUUGCUAAGAACUGUAUGUCCAAAAACUUACAUCAAGUCAUGCACUCCCAUUGCACAAAUCUUUUAAAGAUAACAAGCUAUAUAUAUAUAUAUAUAUAUUUUUUUUUUUUUUUCUUCUUAAAUGUAAAAUAAUCAUAUGCUAGAAGCAGUAGUGAUUAAUAAAGUGAGAAGUGACCUUUAGAUCAAUUUUAAUGUAUGUUUAACAAAAAAUAAAUGUUACAUAUUUAUCUGUAAGCAUUUUUUAAUCGAGGACAUUGAAUCAAAAAUAAUUUGAAAUAGGGUUGGCAGAGAAAGCUACAUUCAAACAAACUUAUUUAUGAUGUUUAGAGCUGUCAGAACUUAUCAAGCAAGGAAUGAAACUUUUUUUUAUUAAAGCUCUCUCUCGACUUUUCACCUCCAGCCUAGUUUCAGAAGUGUCAUCACUUGAGCUCGGUUUUCUUCAGUUUUAGAUAUUCAGUCAAAACUGAAGUAAAUUGCAUCUGACAUCAUGCAUUGAUUUUUGACUAAAUAUUGUUCCAUUAAAUUUUGGUGAAAAUGACUGAAAUAUCCUGAAAUUUGUUUGAUCCUUAGUCGACAAAUGCGUGUUUUGGAUAUUUUUCGCUCAAGUGUUCUGUAAUUAUGGGAAAUCAACAUGUAUAAUUCACCUUUGACUUAUUAUGUUUAAUAAGGAACACUUAAUAUUCAGUGAUUUGCUCCAGUUUAGUAUGCUUUAAUUUUUAAUAUUUGGAAUGAUAAUUUUAUCACCCAGUAUCUCUAAAUGAAACCCUUCAUUUUAUGUUAAUUUUCAACAUUAUGUGGAAAAAUACUUGCUU